AUGUCGACAUUGCUUGAUCAGAAAGAACAAAUAAUUAAUGCGAUCAUUAAUGAAAAGAACGCAAUUGCAGUAGAACGUAAUUCUUUAGAGCAACAAAUGAACAAUUUAAAGCAACGAUGCUAUACUUUUGGAAUAGAACCUCUCAAUGAAGGACAAAGCGUGACUGAAUUAAUGGUUCGAUUAUGCGAGAAGGAAGACUUGUUGCAGCAAUUUACAACUCAGAUUGCCGAAAAGGUGCAAGAGAUCAUAAAUUUGCAUGAUGUUAUCAAAGAUCUAAGAGAUGUAAACAAUGAAAAGAAUCGAAUAAUCGAUGAUUUGAAUAAGAUGACAAGUGAGAAGGAAUGGAAUCUAGGAGAGUAUCGACAAUGGCUUACAGAUGCUAACAAUAAAAUAGACAAUCUCGAAGUAGAACUAAACGAUGUCCGAAAGAGAGAAAAGUUAAAUAGGAUUGAGUUGGACAGAUUGACCAACGAGAUAGAUGAGAAAAAUGCAAAAAUUUCGCAACUUCAUAAUAAAAUAGCCAAAAUGGAAUCGGAAGCUAUUAAUGUCCAGUAUGAGAAAGAAAUGAUAUCAGAUGAGCAUUGUUCCUUGAAACUAUCAGCAUUACGAGAGAAACUUUUGCAAAUGGAAGAAUAUGUGCAAUUCCAAGAUGAGGAAUUACGACGAUUGAAAAAGAAACACGCGGAAACGCUAACAAAUGAACAACGUGACGUAUCGCCGACAAGCACUGUCAUCCAGUCUCAUAGAAUCGAUAGCCUGUUGAUGUCAGAAGAAUAUCAAGAAUUAUCCUCAGAAUUGAUCAUUUUAAAUCGUAAGAAAUAUAAGUUGGAGGAAAAAAUGAAACGAAUGGAAAAUGACUUGCAAGAAUCGUAUGAAAAAAUUAAACACUUUGAAGAUGAGCAACGUAGAACAGGUGAAGAAAUAUGGCUUACGAAAGAACGUGUUGCAAAUCAGGAUCGUGAAUUACAUGAGUUGCAUAAUCAGUGUUCAAUGUUACGUGAUGAAAAUUUACGUUUGCAAAAUGAAUUAGAUGGGGAAAGAAAAAAGAAUACUGAAAAUGGUGGCAUUAAUGGGUCCAAAUUUGAUGAAAUGAAGCAAAUAGAGAAUACAUUAAGAGAUGAAAAGAGUAAGAUUGAAUGGCGAUUAGGUGAAGUGAUACAAUAUUGGAAUGAUGCAAAAUGGAAAAUUGGUGAAUUAGAAGCUGGUAUGGCACACAAGGAAUGGUUAUUGGAUCAAACAUAUCAAAAAAUAUACGAACUGGAUCAAAUGUAUCAUUUCCGUGAUACGACAAAAAGUGUCUUAGAUGGUGCAUUCCUGAUUAAGAAGCAACCCACUAGUAAUAGAUAUAAAUGGCGCCUUGCUAUGUGGAAUGAGAGUUCACCAGAUGAUCUGAAAGAUUACAGACGAAUAUGGUUUGAAAUCAGAGCACCAGCAGCUAAAAUUGUAUUAUUAAGCGCAAGUUUCGUUAGUUGGGAAUGCUUUUUACUGUGCCAGCAAUUGGAUAAUAAUGAUGAUAAAUUUGGUGUUUGGAUUGAUAUCCCACCGGGACGAUAUGAAUUUCUAUUUGUUGUGGAUGGACAAUGGACAAUAAGUGACAAUUAUGAAAUUUGUUGGAAUGAGUAUGGAACGCAUAAUAAUUGGCGACAUGUUGAUUAG
Cercopithifilaria johnstoni is the source of this 1656-nucleotide messenger RNA. The record is from the annotation of a GenBank genome assembly. Lineage: Eukaryota; Metazoa; Nematoda; Chromadorea; Rhabditida; Onchocercidae.